Geodia barretti is the source of this 807-nucleotide messenger RNA. The record is from the annotation of a GenBank genome assembly. Lineage: Eukaryota; Metazoa; Porifera; Demospongiae; Tetractinellida; Geodiidae.
AUGUGCUGGUUCAUGGACGCUGCGGCGCCAAUGACCAAGACGGUGGAGGACUGCGCCAUUGUGCUGGGAGCCAUCGCUGGUUAUGACGAGCGGGAUCCAUACACUAGCCGCCGCCCUGUCCCCAACUACACCGAAGCUCUUGGCAAGGGAGUUGAGGGCCUGCGAGUGGGUCUCAUACGCGAGCUGCACCAAAGCCCGGAUAUGCACCCAGAGGUCCGCGAGAGUAUGGAAUUCGCGUUGGACGUGUUUCGGGGUUUGGGCGCAGAGAUUAAGGAAGUCUCGAUUCCCCUGGUGGAGUUAGCCGGCGCCAUUUUCGUCGGAGUGGCCGACACCGAGGGAGCAGGUGCCAGGGACGAGAUUCUUCGAACGCGCGCUGACGAAUUGGACCCGGCCAGCCGCACCCGCCUGCUUUCCGCGUCGCUGGUGCCGUUCAAGGUGUAUAACCGCGCCGCGAAGGCCCGGGUCCUGCUUCGCCGGCAGUUCAUGGCUGCCCUUGAGGAUGUCGACGUCCUGGUCUCACCAACGUCUCCGUAUCCCGCACCGCUGCACAAGGACCUGACAGCGCGGUUCGAGAGCGCCGAUGACGUACGGCGGCGUUUCUUCUUCCGGCGCGCCUAUACUGGGUGUUAUUCGCUUACAGCCUUGCCCGCCAUUUCCAUACCCGGUGGGUUCACCAGCGACGGCCUUCCCAUUGGCCUGCAGUUGGGAGCGAGGCCCUUCGCGGAGGAAACCCUGUUUCAGGCCGCCAACGCCUACGAGCAGACCACCACUUGGCACACCCGGAUCGCCCCUGCUGCUCAAGCCUAG